Messenger RNA from Trichoplax adhaerens, 522 nucleotides. RefSeq lists its product as uncharacterized. The record is from RefSeq and is a predicted model, not a curated record. The transcript has 2 exons. Lineage: Eukaryota; Metazoa; Placozoa; Uniplacotomia; Trichoplacea; Trichoplacidae. Bases 1 to 522 code for a protein of 173 amino acids.
AUGGCCACUAUGUUAUCCAUACCGACAAAAAACGAAGCAUUUACUGUUUAUUGCGAUUUUAAUUCCGAACCGCCAUUUGUAUGGACAUUAAUUGAAUCGUUUUCUCGUGAUAUGAGUACAUACAGAUCAACUUUGCCUGGGCAUGUUAAUUUUCAAAGACCUUUCUACUAUAAUAUGCCUUAUAGUCAAUGUCGUCCAGAUCAAUGGCAACAUUAUCGUUUGUCUAAGAGACCAUGCGUUCAGAUGGACUACAUAAAUAUUCGCGGUACUGCAUGUCGUAGAUGUCAAAUACCUAUGUGGUUUGCUACUACUAAUCAUCCCAGUGUUAUUUCUUCAUUGACACAAAACUAUUGCGGACAUGUCAAAUUCCCUAAUGCCGCCGGAUCCCCUUAUGAGUAUAACUUUGGUAUGUAUAAUGGUUAUAACAGAGAAUUUAGUUGUACAAGGUCAGGUGAAUCGUCAACAAAUUGGUCGUUCGGUGAUAUUUAUAUUCCCACUAAUCAUUUUGCUAACGUUAAAUGA